AGUCGCCACGCCACACUGACAUUCCGAUAGUAGCACUGAUAACAUUUUUCUAUUGAUGAUUUUUUGCUGACCUUCCCGCGUGGUGCUUAGUGUUUGAUUUUGGACCUGGACUGUAGGGUGAUUUUGGAAACUGUAGUUGAGUGGUGCAAGUGCAGUGUUGUGAUAAGUUGUCGAUGACUCGAUUGAUGUUGACUGUACCGUGCUGUGUAACGGUGCAACUGUGACAAUGUGUGUUUGAAUAACAUGACUACGAAUCGGGAUCCGGCGCAACCGUAUUUCAAAGUCAUCGUCCGAUAAACCGAGAUGUGUAAACGAAAAUGUUGACGCAUGGUGCGAAACGGAGACCGAAUUCGUCACGUGAAUGAUCGCGGCUUGGAAGGAGGGUGCGCACUCCGGCAGCGAUGCAAGAGAUAUGCAACACCGCCGCGCUGCCGCUCGACAGUAACCUGCUUGUGCGCAAAAUAAAAUGCGAAGAGUUCCCCGCGGUGAGAGGGAAGCAAUCGAGAGUUGGCAUGGGGGUGCGCGAUGAGAUGGAGGAGGAGUUCGCGGUGAAGACGAGGAACACGCCGCCGAUGGGGCCGGCGCCGGGGCCCGAGCACGCGCGCAUGGAGCACGGCAACGGCUUCUGGCUGGCGGCGGUCACGGCGGGCGCGCCGCACGCCAUGCUGGAGACAUGCACCGAGACCGGCUUCAUCAACAGCCAGCCGUCCAUGGCGGAGUUCAUGACGGCGCUGCCGCAGCUGGGCGGCGGCGAGCUGAGCCCACAGCACACGCCGCCGGGCUACGCGCCCGACCUGCCCUCCCCCGGCGGCGGCCUCAACGUCCCCGAGUACCCUUGGAUGAAGGAGAAAAAAACCACCAGAAAAAACAGCCAACAAGAAAAUGGCCUGCCUAGAAGACUCCGGACCGCCUACACAAAUACCCAAUUGUUAGAAUUGGAGAAGGAAUUCCAUUUCAACAAGUACCUGUGCCGACCCCGAAGAAUAGAAAUAGCAGCGUCCCUUGACCUUACUGAAAGACAGGUGAAGGUGUGGUUCCAAAACCGACGCAUGAAGCACAAGAGGCAAACGCUGAGUAAGAGCGAAGACGGUGACGAUAAGGACUCUACAACAUCCGAAGGCGGAAAAAGUUCAAAAACAGGAAUCGACAAGUUUUUAGACGACGAUGGGCCCUUAUCUGGUAAGAAGAGCUGUCAGGGCUGCGAACUGCCACCGGGGGCGCUCUGCUCGCCGGCUGAAGAGCUUCCCGAGCUCGCCUCGAGGACGAGGAACAACAACACCCCUAGCGCCACCAACAACAACAGCUUCGCCAGUGACGGAGCCUCUAGUGUAGCCUCUUCCUCAUCUCUCGACAAACUAGCCGAAGAUGACUCAAGGGAUGCCCAUCCACCUGCAUCUGUCAUCCCCGCAGCUCCUAGGAAUUUGGCUAAGCGGAUCAAACAAGAAUCUAGAAAACGAUCACCUUCUCUAGACGCCACAUGCAAGGUGUCGCCAUCGUCUUCAAAAGACGGCCUCGGUCCCAUAGCAGGGUUACCGGAUGGUGCGAAAUUUUCUUCAGUAAGUCUGACUCCGUCUUCGACACCUGGGACGCCUUCCAGCAUGCACCCGAGUCCUCUCGGUCACUAUCCACGACCCUCACCUCCGAACGCUCCACCGGGAGCGCCUCACCCACAAGCUGUGCCGAACGCCAUGCCCCCAUAUGUUAUAAGAGGCAACGCACCCCCGGGUCAAUUCGUACCCCACCCCGACUUCCGUGUCGAUUCGAAGCAGUUCGUUGGAAAACUAGCUCAAUACCCGCAGGGUAGUAGAAAUUACGAGGGUUACGGCCCUGCCAUACAGGGACCUGAGCAACACGCGUACGCACGGGGCCAGGCACACGCGAGACAGCAAGACGGGUCGCCUGCGAGGCCGGCUAACGGUCUAGGGUCAAGACAGACGUACCCUCAUGAAAUGUAUCAAAACUACGGCUACCCGGCUUACAGUAAAGAUCAAGUGGCGUACGGCCACCCCGGCUACGAGCAGGCGCAGGGUUACGGGGAGCACAUGGGUUACCCGAACAGCCACUACGGUUACCACUACCACGACGGUCAACACGAACACGGACACAACUACUACGGGAGUGAGGGUCAGAAGAGUGCUCACGGGAAUGAUUACGCAAAGAAUGCUUACUAUGAUGCGAGCGCUUAUGGGUCACAGCAGGGGGCAGCGGCGGCAGGGUACGCGGCGGGAGCGGCGGCGGCCGGGGCGGCGGGCGAGGCCUACGGGGGCACAGGGGACUGCGGCGACGGCUACGGCUCCUUCCAGCAGUUCUACGAGGCCACGCACGCCACCCCCGCCGGUGACAACUCCAACUCCUCCUCGGAUUUCCACUUCCUCAGCAACCUCGCCAACGACUUCGCCCCGGAGUACUACACCAUUUGAGAUAAGGACUUCGCCGAGCAGGCGAGUGAUCUGUUCGCGUAACGCUUCUGCGCUCGCGCACGUUCGAAGUGUAGAGUUGAGGCGACACGGCUCGAUUGAACUGUUUGUUUCCGCCAAAGGCAAUGGAACGCAAACUGGGUAUUCUCUUUGUAUCGAUAUUAAUUUAAAAUGUUACAGUUAACUUACUUAGGGUAUAAUGUAAUAAAAUGUAAAUAUUAUUAUAGUUAUUAAUUUCAAUUAAAAUAUUUUUACGAAUACGUACACGACUUAAAUUUAGGUGCUGAUAUCAGUCAAUAUUAGAAAGUAAAUAGAAGAUCCACAAUCUUAAACUAGGACUACAAAAAGUUUCGAAAUGUUAUGAAUUUAAAUCUUGGGAGUGGUGAUCCGUAUUUGGUAACUUUAUAACUUUAAUCAAUAACUAUCACAAUACAAAUUGAGUCUAUUUACAGUCUCGAAGCUAUUUAUUUGCCCUAAAAGAAUAGCUUUCAUUCCAGCUUAAAUACUUUUAAUGUACGUAUUAUUUAUACUUAAAGCUGAUAUCAUUGUAAAUUUCUUAUACCUACUAAUAUAUUAAAAUCUAUCUUGUAUCCAACAACUUUUCACGUGUUCAUGGUAAGAAAUAAUUGAAUAAAAAAUCAAUUUGAUUUACAACACUUAUAUAGAAAUUGUUUACAAAGUUAAGGAAUAGUCGUUGCCUUAUUUAGUUAAUAUUGUUUUGUGACUAUAAGACAUAUUGUAGAUACAUAAUAAUAUAGUUUAUAAUAAGUCAUUAUAUUGUAGAUAUCAGCGCUAUCAUUUUGGCCUAUUAAAAAAAUAAAUCAUUUGGUGU
Ostrinia nubilalis (European corn borer) is the source of this 3249-nucleotide messenger RNA. RefSeq names its product homeotic protein proboscipedia (gene pb). Gene Ontology annotation, cellular component: nucleus. Gene Ontology annotation, biological process: regulation of transcription by RNA polymerase II. The record is from RefSeq and is a predicted model, not a curated record. The coding region runs from base 402 to 2420 and encodes 672 amino acids. NCBI's taxonomy places the organism in Eukaryota, Metazoa, Arthropoda, Insecta, Lepidoptera, Crambidae. Gene Ontology annotation, molecular function: DNA-binding transcription factor activity, RNA polymerase II-specific; RNA polymerase II cis-regulatory region sequence-specific DNA binding. The transcript has 4 exons.